GGUAUUAUGAACUAUCAAUGAACAACAUAUUUUUACAGCAUUUAUUCAGCUUGGUUAAUAAGAUUUUAAAGGUUUUAAAGAUACGAUUAAACAAUUGUUCAGUGUUAGUUCAUGUUAGUUGCAUUAACUAAUGUUAUAUGCAACUUUUAUUUUUAAAAAUGUUUUAUUGUAUGUUGAAAUUUACAUUAACCAUAAUUAAGUGAUGAAAACCUGCUGUUCUUUGUCAACUCGUUUUAACUAACAAAUUUUAACAAAUACAGCCUUAUUGCAAAGUGUUACCUUUUUAUUUAUAGCCUGUAUGGUAGGAUUGAUCUUAUAUUUUGCAUUGUUAGUGGGCGUAUUUAAGAUGCAUGAUCAUAAUUUCCAUUGUUCUUCCCCACUAUAACCUAACCAAAAGAAACCUCAGUGUUGCUCCUUAGGGAUUUACUCUCCUCUUGUAAGGAUUGCAAGGGGGAGAUAUCUUCACACACUGCUGGAUACAUUGCAGUAAGCUGAUUUAUUCAUUAUAUGACUGAGAAACUACAGCAGAGACACUGGAGCAGUGGAGCACAUUGGGCCUUUGCAGGUCAAGUCUGUCGCGCGGAAUGGGUGUGUCAAUGAGCGUCACUGAAGCUCCGGUGGCCGUGGGAAAUGAAUAAAUCCCAGCCCACGGUCAUAAUGAGCACGAGUUUAACUGUGGAAUUCAAGCGUGAUCCAGUGCAUCAAGAGUUUGUAUUCUGUGGACAACGCUGAAGUUGACUGUAGUCCAUGUGAAACCGGGGUUUGAGGAGUCUGGUGUUGUAAGGGGAAUUGUUUCUCUGGAGUAGUCUAUUGGAUGUGCAAGGUUUGCCAUUAUAGGUGUUCAUCUCCAAGCAAGGGACCUCAAGCAAGACCAAGAGAAUGUGCGAUAUAGGCCUGUUAUUUGUGAUGAUAUUUGGACUGUCAGGGCGAGUUCUGGCAAAAGACACAGACACAAAAGGAAGGUUCAGUUCUCCUGUGUUGGAUGUUACUGAGAAGCAGCUUAUUAUAGAGAAAAACCAGACUCUUCAGCUAAACUGCAUGGGACGGUGGGAGCUCCAGUGGAUUAUGCCAUCUGGCGUUCCAAAAGUCUUCCAUGGCACCCAAAUAGAGGAGUCUCAAUGUGGCAAGAAAAAUAACCAGUACUGUAGCCGCCUGACACUCAGUCCUGCUUUAGCUCAACACACUGGCUCCUACCGCUGCAGGUACCGCCAAAAGCAGCGCAAACAAGCCUCUGUGUACGUCUACAUCACAGAUAGCCAGCGGCCGUUUGUGAAGCUGCAGUCUAAGACCCCAGAUGUGGUGUACAUGAAGGAAAGAAAGCCCUUGAUCUUCCCCUGCAGGGUCACAAAUCCUAAUGCCAAAGUCUCAUUGGUCAAGUUUCCUGACCACCGGUUAGCGCCUGAUCAUAGGAACAUCAUCUGGAACAGUAGGCAAGGUUUCAUUAUCCGUAGCCCUACAUUCUUCUACAUCGGACUUUUCUUCUGUGAGACUAUCGUCAAUGGAGUCAAAUACACCAACAAUUUCUUGACUCACAGGCCAGUGAAUAAGAUCCUGAGUGUGUAUUUGAACAGCACGGAUUUGGUCCACACAUUACAGGGGGAGAUGUUAGCACUGAAUUGUACUGUUACAGCCGAAUGGAACUCCAGGGUGUCCAUUAGCUGGGCCUACCCAGGAAAGGCUAAUGGCUCUGCUACUAUCAGCAGACGCAUAUCAAGAAGCAGAACCAAUGUGCUGUUUUAUAGUGUUCUCACCAUCCCCAGACUAAGCAAAGCAGACAAAGGACUCUACAAAUGUCAUGUGACAAGUGGUCCAUCCAAGCGAGAGACUAAUACCACAGUUAUUGUCUAUGAUCAACCUUUCAUUCGACUCAAGAACAGAGAUGGUCCUGUGGUUCAGGCUUUUGCAGGACAAAAAUCUUUCCGCCUCACACCAAAACUAAGGGCUUUCCCUGCACCUGAAAUCACCUGGUUCAAGGAUGACAUGGUAGCGGCCGAGCGUUGUUCUCGUUACCAUGUUGACGGAUUUUCUCUGGUCAUUCGGGAUGUUGCUGAAGAGGAUGCAGGAAUCUACACCAUCCUCACUGGUAUCCAGCAGUAUGGACUUUUCCAGAACCUCACAGUCACAUUGGUGGUAAAUGUGAAGCCACAGAUUGGAGAGAAGACAGUGUCCUCAAAGCAGCCUGGGACUGUCCAGCGAGGCAGCAGACAAGCCCUGCACUGCACCUCUCAUGGUGUUCCACCACCUCAAAUACAAUGGCUCUGGCAUCCGUGCCCUCCUAAAGGCCUUUGUGAGAAGCCUUCUCCUUCCUCUUGGACUAUAGUCAGCGAAAGGACAGAAGUCACGUCCACCCACAAUCCCAUUCUGACCAUCAGCUACAGACAGGAAGUGUUACAAGGAAAGGAUAAGACUGUAGGAGUUCUGACAGUUGCUGAAGCAUUGAUAUCUGGAAUUUAUCGCUGUGUUGCAUCCAACCUCAUUGGCAGAGAUGAACUAGACAUUCUUUUCUAUGUCACAGAUGUCAAAGGAGGCUUCAUCGCAUCUUUAGAGGAAGAGCCCAGAGAGGGCGGGGACCUUCGCCUGGUCUGUAUGGCAAAUAAGCACCUCUAUUCAGAUAUGUUGUGGUAUAGAAUGACGAAUCACACCACAGCAUCAGAAGGAAAUUCAGUUCUUGGAGGGGAGCUUACGGAGGGGGAGUUCUCCCUCACCCUGCACCUCCUACUGAAGAAUGUGACCUCACAGGAUUCAGGAACAUACCGCUGUGCUGCCAAACACCUGCUUACAAGAGAACGCACACAUCUAGAUACACAAGUGGAGGUAACAGAUCUGCAGGCUCCAGUGCUGCUACAAAAUCUGAGUGAUCACAGUGUUAACGUUAGCAACUCGGUCACUCUCCAUUGUCCCACUCAGGGAGUUCCACAUCCCCAUAUCACGUGGUAUAAAGACCAAAGAAAGCUCCACCAGGUGUCAGGAAUUAUGCUAUUCCCAGAGGAAGGUACUCUUCAUAUUGACCGAAUUACAUCUGAAGAUGAGGGAUUUUACACCUGCAAGGCCACUAAUGAGAGGGGAUCUGUGGAAAGCUCCGCCCACAUUUGGGUUCGCAGUUCAUCUGAAUCCCUUUCUCUGGAGAUCCCAGCUCUGGCAUGUACUUGUGUGGUGGCCACUCUCUUCUGGUUGCUUCUCACUCUGCUGAUUCGUAAACUUAAACAGCCAAACAUUCAAGGCAGAGCAGAGUACAUGCCAAUCAUCCUGCACCCAGGGGUGGAGCCUCUGGUUGAGCACUGCAAUAGGUUACAGUAUGACCCCGCCCAAUGGGAGUUUCCUCGAGACCACCUUAAACUGGAAAAGCCCCUGGGGCGAGGGGCAUUUGGGCGAGUGAUGCAGGCUUCAGCUUUCGGCAUUCGCAAUUCAGCCAGCUGCACCACCACAGUGGCAGUCAAAAUGCUUAAAGAUGGCGCUACACCCAGUGAACACAAGGCUCUGAUGAUGGAACUCAAGAUCCUCAAUCAUAUUGGUCAUCACCUAAAUGUGGUCAAUCUUCUCGGUGCAUGCACCAAACCAGGAGGGCCUCUCUUGGUCAUAGUGGAAUACUGCAAGUUCGGCAACCUGUCUGCAUACCUUAAGAGCAAACGAGAUGUUUUCCUAUUAAAUAAGCAGAUGAAUAGAGAAGAGGAGGGAAGAAUAAAGGAGGGAUGUAAGGGACGACUGCCCAGCGUGUCCAGCAGCCAGAGCAGCGCCAUUUCAGGGUUUAGUGAGGAGAGAGGAGAGAGCUCAGACGAGGACAGUGGUUCUCUUCCAGAACCAAACAGCCCUUUGCUCCUUGAAGACCUGAUUUCCUACAGCUUUCAGGUGGCCAGAGGUAUGGAGUUUCUCUUCUCUCGCAAGUGCAUUCAUCGUGAUCUUGCUGCCAGAAACAUCUUGCUGACCAAUAAUAAUGUGGUCAAGAUCUGUGAUUUUGGCCUGGCCCGAGAUGUCUUCAAAAAUCCUGACUAUGUGCGCAAGGGAGAUGCACGGUUACCACUGAAAUGGAUGGCCCCUGAAUCAAUCUUUGAUAAAGUUUUCACCACUCAGAGUGACGUGUGGUCAUAUGGAGUUCUUCUCUGGGAGAUCUUCUCACUUGGAGCAUCUCCAUACCCAGGACUGAGCAUUGAUGAGGAGUUUUGCCACAGACUGAAACAGGGAACACGGAUGUGUCCUCCUGAGUACAGCACCCCUGAGAUUUACAGCAUCAUGAUGGCAUGCUGGGAGAAUAACCCUGAGGACAGACCCUCUUUCACCACCCUAGUGGAAAUACUGGGAGACCUUCUGCAGACAUGUGUCCAACAGGAUGGGAAGGAAUAUAUUCCACUAAACACUUUUCUUGCAAGAAAAAGCAACAAAAGCAAGAAAACCCUUGGGACUUCAAGCUACCUCAACUCUGGGCAAAUGAAAGCCAUUAGCACUUUUGAGGAGGGCCUACACAAAGAAAUCUAUGAUGACAACCAGUCUGACAGUGGAAUGGUUCUUCCAUCUGAAGAGUUAUUUCAGGUGAAAUGGAUGGACAGUUUCAAAACCAGUGCCAUCACCAAGCUCUUCGCCAAAGAUCAAAACCAGUAUGGGAUGCUGCCUUGUAUGAAUAUCACCCCCAUUAGAAACGUCCAACAAGUGGUAGUUUCUAAUGCAUUUCCUCAUGUCUGUUACUCAGAGUGGUACUGCUCUCAACCACCAGACUAUGAAGCUGCUCUGCUUUACCCGUUUCUAGCAAACCCACAUCAGCCAACCUGUCUGUAAACACCAUCUAACAUCCAAUACCAUUCUUAACAGCUUAUCUGGACCAUUUUGCUUUUGGGUGCUGCUUGUGCUAGAUAAGACCUGUCAACCCAGUAUUUCUGAAUGCAUUCUUUUAUUCUUCACUCUCUCUUGACUUUUAUGUGAACCUUUGUCUGCUUUUUAAAAAGCAUUUUUUAUCGUCACUUCUAAUUAAUGAUCAGCAUUUCAUCUCAAAAUGUUAAAUUCCUGUACUUUAAUGUCUAUAUAUUCUCUCUGCAACCACAAAUAAUCUAUACCUCUUAAAUUUGGUAUUUCAGUUUAAUAGUCAGAGAACAGCUAACUAUUUAUUCAUGAACUAAUGAAAUGCAUUUAUUACAAUCACUGCUUGUAGGUACCAAAUAUUUAACUGCAGAGCAUCAGUUUUUGUGCUGCAAAAGCCAUAUGCUGGAGAAAUUCACCAUAAACUGUAUUUAUUUACAUUUUUUACACUAAGAAAUAACCUUUAAAAAAUACUACAGUAUCUAUGGUGUAUUUAAAUGCUGAUUAAACUUUAAGAUCACUGGUUUCGUAUAAUCUUGGAUUUAGGAGCAAAGCAAAAUUACAGUAGUUUUUUUUUUACAAUGUCAAGAAAAACUUUUUCAGCCAACUAACAAAGGACAAUGCACCUAUGUAAACUUCUGCUGUUAAUGCAGGAUGGACUUCAGACAUUAGUCAUUAAUUGUACAGUUCAAACUUUGUAUAAACACUGGCCCUUAACACUUACUUAGUUUACUAAUUUUAAACCAUGAUUUGCAUGACAAUUAAUAUUGGCAUUAUAUUCAUGCUGUUUAGCCAGAGGGGAACUGGCCCCCAAAGUGAGCCUGGUUUCUCCCAAGGUUAUUUUGCUCCGUUAACCAACAUCUUAUGGAGUUUUGUGUUCCUUGCCACAGUCGCCUUCGGCUUGCUCACAGGGAUUCUAAAUACAAUUAUUAUUUAUUUUUAUACACAAUUUACAAUUAUAUUUUCAUAAAACUACACAAUGAUCACUCUAAGACUUUAUAGAUAUUACAGUUUUAUUUUCUGUUAAAGCAUGAUUUUCUUUAAAGCUGCUUCGAAACAAUGCGUGUUGUGAAAUGCGCUACACAAAUAAAAAUGACUUGGCUUUUUUUGUAGGAAACAUUUUUAUUCUAAGGAGAACACAAAUGGAGAGGCCAAAAUGCCUAAAAAAUAUUUUUACAUUCUUCCUGCAAUGCACAUUCUUCUGUGUGUAGAGAAGUAUUGCACUAUUCUUGCAGAAUAAAAAGUUUGAGUGAUGAAACGAAGUUGUUUGGCAAUGUGUAUACAGGAAAAUCUUAAAGGAACAGUUCAUCCAAAAAAGAUAAUUAUCUCUUAUUUGACACCCUCAUGCUGUCUCAAACUCUACGACUUUAAUAACGAUUUUUUUGAAAGAUGUAUUGUAUGAGGUGUUUCUGUCCAUAGUCAAUGGAGUCAAAAACUUUCAAGCUCCAAAAAGGACAUAAAGGUAAUCCAUACUACUUCAGUGAUUUAAUCCAUGUCUUCUGAAGUGAUAGAAUAGUUUUGGGUGAGGGGAAAAAAACAAAAAUACAGUCUAUAAUCACCAAAAAGCUUCACUUCUGUCCAGCUCUCCUUUGAACGUUCAUGAGUUCAUGCGAGAACUUCCGGUAGUAUUGGGCAUGUGUCAGUUCUCGCGUGAACAUGCAAGCACAUGCGUGAAUGAGUUUCUCAUGAUCAUACGAGUUUGAGAUGACAUCAGGAUUAGGAAAUUAGAUUUAUCAUUUUGGGGUGAACUAUCCCUUGAACAUGCAUUUGCACCUGCACAUGGUUGCACCUGCACCAUGCACAGGUUAACAUACAUUGGAUAUUAUGUGCAGAGAGAUCAUCUGACCUAAUGUCUCCCACAAAAUAGCUGCCCAUAUGUACGGUUUCUGAAUUGCCCUACCAUGAACUCUUUAACAUUAAAAACACAAUGCUGCGGUGAUUUGGGGGGGCAGUAUUUUUGUGAAAGUGUCCUUUAUACUUGUCAGUGAGCUUUGUUUUUGUUGCCGUAGUUUGUCAUAUGCUGUCAUUCUAGGAAUUAAAAACACACAGAUGAAUGUUAUAUUUUAUUACUCUUUAUUAAAAUACUGUUGUACACACAAAUAUUGCAAAAAAUGUGACUAUAAACACAAGGGCAUAAAAUGUACUGGGAUGGUGAAGGACUUAAUGUACGAGUGCAUUGUAUGCGUGUGUGUGUCUAUAACAGGAGUGCAUUCCAUAGGAAACUGGGUUCAUGAUAUGAGAUUUGCCAGUGCUGGCUUUGAAUGUAACUGAUGUGUAUUUAUGCGUGUCUGUGUUUGUAAUGUCACUUCAAGUGGAAUAAGGGCUUGGCACAAUGUUCACCAAGUUUCUUACUGACUGAUCUUUAUACUAAAAAGAAGAUACAAAAAAGGAGCAAUAGUACAUUAUUCAACUCGCAGCACCUCACUGCAGCUCUGCCUGCUGUAUCCUGUACCCUUCUCUGUCCGUUCCACCACAGCUUGACUCAAGGACUGGGCAAGUCACCAAUGACAGGUCAGACACAUUCAGUCAUUGGCUUUUUCCUUUCAGGGAUCAUCCUAAGCGAACCAGGUUCAGUUAAAGCACAUUUCCAUCACAUAAUUUGUGGGUCAAAUAAUUGUAAAAAAAAACAAAAAAAAAAAAAAACAAUGAAAAGAA
Myxocyprinus asiaticus (Chinese sucker) is the source of this 7440-nucleotide messenger RNA. RefSeq names its product vascular endothelial growth factor receptor 1-like. Lineage: Eukaryota; Metazoa; Chordata; Actinopteri; Cypriniformes; Catostomidae. Gene Ontology annotation, biological process: vascular endothelial growth factor receptor signaling pathway; multicellular organism development; positive regulation of kinase activity. The record is from RefSeq and is a predicted model, not a curated record. The transcript has 30 exons. The coding region runs from base 880 to 4767 and encodes 1295 amino acids. Gene Ontology annotation, cellular component: signaling receptor complex; plasma membrane. Gene Ontology annotation, molecular function: vascular endothelial growth factor receptor activity; ATP binding.